UUCAUAGUUUUCAAGGUGGAGACAUUGUUGUCACUGAAACAUUGACUGGUUUGUGUUGUCAGGACGUUCUCUCAGCAGAUGAUCGUUGGUGUCAGCUGAAACCUGCUCAGUUUGCUCUUUUUGGAGAACCGGAAAUGCAACAAUUGGCAAUGAAUCUAUUCCCAGUGCUGCUGGUUAUUUGUCUUCCAAAAUGGAGCCAUGGUAAACACUUGCUUCGUUUUCUGACCUUCUGUCAAAGGAAUGUGUCAAGUGACGGCCAGUAUGAUAUUGAAUUUGACGGCGAUCAGCUCCUCUAUGUUGACCCAGUCACCUUUCAGACAGUUCAGCGUCUGCCAGAGUUUGCAGAGCAGUGGAUUCCUGAUCCUGAACUACCCCAAGACGCAUUCUUGUCCUUGGGUACCUGCAAGUACAACAUCCCACGAGCCAUAAAGGGAGAAAAUCAUCCUCCAGAGGCCAUAGCCAGUCCCACUUCCGUCAUCUACCCCAAGGAGGAGAUGGAACUGGAGGUCCCCAACACCUUCAUCUGCUUUGUCAACGACUUCCAUCCGCCUACAGUCACCAUCACCUGGACCAGGAAUGGCCAGCUGGUAGACCAGAGUCAGGUCAGUCAGACUCAGUACUACUCCAACAGAGACUUCAGCUUCUGCACCUACUCCUACCUGGACUUCACUCCGCAGGAGAACGACAUCUACUCCUGCAGCGUGGACCAUAUCAGCCUGCGGGAGCCUCUCACCAAGUUCUGGGAGGUUGAAGUACCCAAAAACCAGCAGGUUGUAGAGACAGCCGUGUGUGUUGCUGGUGUGAUCCUGGGCCUGAGUGGAGUUGUCACAGGACUGUGGUUCAUCAUGAAAGCCAACAAGUCCUGCCAGGCGUAACAUGUAUUCAUUUCGAUGUCAGAUGUGUGAUCACGUUAUCUUUUUCCCCAUGUGUUUUUCCUCUAGUUGUAAGGUGGAGUAAAAUGUAUUUUUACCAUAGCUUUAUUUUUUUUAUUUUUUUACACAUGCACAACAACACUGAAUGAAAACCUGAGCUAAAACCACAUCAGUUAAAGCUAUAGUUUGACAUUUUGGCAAAUGCACUUUUUUGCUUUGUGGCAAAGAUUUAGAUGAGAAGAGCCAUUACACUCUCCUGUCUGUAUUCUAAUAAUAUAAAGCUACAGCCAUGAGAUUUUUAGCUUAGCUUAGCUCAAAGACUGGAAACAACUAGCCUGACUCUGUCCAACGGCAACAAAGUCCACCUACCAACACCUCUAAAGCUCACUAAUUAGAAAGAAAUAUUCCAGCAAAUAACCCGCUAUAAAACGGAAUAUUGUUUUUUUUUACGCUUUAGUUUUUAUUUGAAUUAAACAAACAAAUAUAACAAGUUCAUUUUUGAGCUUAGAGGUGCAGGUGCACUAUUCCCUUAAGAAUUUGAGGGCUCAUUAGUUUAGGCACCUGUUUCUAUUUCUAAAUUUGCUUGAAAAAAUGUAUGCAGUGUCAAAAUGAUCGACUUAGCACAGAUAGUCUAACACGAUUCUUUCACUGUACAGAAGAGUGCAUUUUAUUUUUUAAUAAUAUAAUAAAAUCCAUGUUUUGCCAUAUUGUGGCCCAGUUUCAGGUUUGCUGCUUAUUGUGUUUGUCGUGUACAAAUAAAGCACAUGAAGGGAAGUUGAAAUCUUCUGUUCCUGUUUGUUCUACAGCGUGUCAAAGUACAUGCAAACCACAUUAAAAUGAACAGUUC
Messenger RNA from Etheostoma spectabile (orangethroat darter), 1719 nucleotides. Its product is annotated as H-2 class II histocompatibility antigen, I-E alpha chain. NCBI's taxonomy places the organism in Eukaryota, Metazoa, Chordata, Actinopteri, Perciformes, Percidae. Gene Ontology annotation, cellular component: membrane; MHC class II protein complex. Bases 135 to 875 code for a protein of 246 amino acids. The transcript is spliced from 4 exons. The record is from RefSeq and is a predicted model, not a curated record. Gene Ontology annotation, biological process: immune response; antigen processing and presentation.